Amphiprion ocellaris (clown anemonefish) is the source of this 8449-nucleotide messenger RNA. It is a transcript of the gene nsd2, whose product is annotated as nuclear receptor binding SET domain protein 2. The coding region runs from base 792 to 4943 and encodes 1383 amino acids. Gene Ontology annotation, molecular function: protein binding; histone H3K36 methyltransferase activity. Gene Ontology annotation, cellular component: nucleus; chromatin. The record is from RefSeq and is a predicted model, not a curated record. Lineage: Eukaryota; Metazoa; Chordata; Actinopteri; Pomacentridae. The transcript is spliced from 22 exons. Gene Ontology annotation, biological process: regulation of DNA-templated transcription.
GUCAUGGCGCCUACAAAUUAAGCUCAUGGGCCAAACAAAAGCAGAACAGCUUAAACGGGCGGCCGCAAAAACGACCGGCGACGCCACAGUUCAUUUAGCAUUAGCUUCAAUCUGUUAGCUCGUUUGGCUUUUUUGGUGAUGGCGGCUUUGUCUAUUUGCUGGAGUCCAGUGUAAUGGCUGACUGUAGUGAUGACAGAGAUGCGGCUGUGCUCUUCGGCAAAAUGCUCGUCCGCCUGGCUGUUGCAGGGAUCCAUGAGAUUCCAACAUCGUGGCUUCCGCUUCAGAUAUUAGUUGGAACCCCUGUCUUAUACUACACGGUAUAGCCGCUAGCUACGGUUGGCAUCCUACCGGCUACACGUUAACGCUAAUAGUUAACAUCAGGACGGAACGGCUGCUGCAAACGCCUGCUUCAGCACUAAUUAGACACGUUCAACGGUGCUGCCGUUACAUUGCAACUGAGCUAACUACCCUGUGCCGUUAAACACAAUAGACACGCUAGCUUGCAGCUGAAGUGGGAUACAUUAAAUUCCAGCAAUUAUUCGCACUCCAGUUGCGCUACUCCGGCUUGUCAGCUGCUUCCAUUUCCGCGGCUUUUCUUGCCGGUAAUGCGGUGGUUACGCGGCACAGCUAGCCACCCACUCAUUGGGCAUUCUGCAUGCGGUGGAGCCUGCAGGCUGCUCCUCCACACCGCCGAGCCACAUUCUGCAACUAGCAGCUAGCUGCUCCCUUCUCCUGGGGAAAGCCAAGUUAAAAUUGUCACGCUCAGUGAGCCUGGAGGGGGUUUAGAUGGGAUGGACAGCAAAGGUAGCUCCCUGCCUUCGAUGCCCGAACCAGCCAACCCGAUCAGCAUGAAGCAGCCACCAGAGUCCCUGAGUGUACGGAAAGGACGGGGGGACAUGGGCAGUGACCCAGCUCUGCUAAUGGACAAAGCUACCGUACAGCUGGCUGCCACACUACAAGACGGCGGCGUUCUGCAGAAGAUGGCUGGCCACAAUCACAACAACCACAGCCACGAGAGGCUCAAAGACCUCACCUCCCGUGUGCUGAACGGCGACCAGGACCCGCUGCCCACACUCUGUGCCCCAGGGCCCCCGAUGCUGAAGGGCGGCGAAGCCCCCGCCACUAAUGGCACACAUCAGCUCGAUUGCAUUCCUCAUUCUGAACCCGAACUGAAGGUGACAAUACCCCAGGGGGUCAACCAGCCACUGUUUGAGCCGUGCUGUGCCAAUGGGACCAGUUUGGACACAGCCACUGACGGUACUAUGUCUGGAUCGGACGAGAGAAAGGACGCUAAGGCGAGGAAAGGAAGACCUCUCAAACCAAACCUUCAAACUAAUUUCAGCUCAUCUGUAAUCCCUGUGGAGCCACUUGAUCACACAAAUGCUGUGGAGGAAGCUGGAGCAGCUGCUGAGCCUGAGCCCGAACCCGAAGUUCUCGUGCCAGAAGUGACGGAGAAGAAAGCAGAAAGUUCUACUACCUGGCCAGUUUGCUUCUCUGUCGGAGAUCUGGUUUGGACGAAGGUGUCGGGAUACCCCUGGUGGCCCUGCAUGGUGACCACAGACCCAGAAAUCAACUAUCAUGUCAAACAGAAACCGAAAAUCAACAGCAGGACAGGUCUCUUUUACCAUGUGCAGUAUUUUGGAGACGCCCCAGAGAGAAGCUACAUCUUUGAGAAGAACAUGGUGUCCUUCACUGGGGAGGAUCAAUACCAGGAGCUCAGCCAGAGAAGCAAACAGCCAGCCUCAAGGGUGAUCCACAAAAAGACAACUCCCUCUAUACCCCGUAAACUCCGUGCUCAGUGGAACAUGGGCAUCAUUCAGGCCAAGGAGGCUCUCAGCAUGUCGCUGGACACUCGCAUGGCCAACUUCGGAUUUGUGUACGACGAAAACGGGCCUCAUCUGAACCCUCUCAUCCUGGAGAAGCUGAAGCCGGUGAACAGCGACGAGAUGAACCUAGACGGAGUGUGUCGGCUCAGCCCCGAUCUCCCCUUCCUGCUAGCGGGCUCCACCAGCGAACCCUCGGCAGCCACCCAGCCCCAAGACAGCACUUCAACGGGGACAAAGACAAAAGCACUCGGAAAAAAACGCAAAGCUGGAGAGUGGAAGAAAAGGGAAGCGGGAGAUCUACACAUGUUCCUGUCAAAAAAGAAGCUGAAUGCCGCAGUUUCUUCCAAAGCGAUGCUUCAAGCACAUCCAUCCUCACAGAAUCCCUCAGCUCCUGAAUUGGGUGUACCCCAGAAGAAAAAGAGGAGACCCAGACAGCCCCAGUCUCCAACCAAGACGGUGAGGAGAAAGAAAAUAUCUGCGACGGGCAACGCCUCCGACCCUGUGAGGAAAAGGAAAAAAACAAAGCUGGUUUCUUCGACGGAUGACGUUUUGGAAGCUUUCUCACUUCCACUUUCAGUUCCAGUGAAAAGGGAGCGAAAGAAGAAAAGGCCGCUAGCAGACGUGGCAGACAAAGAGCAGCAGCCAAAGAAGAGAUGCAGAACCGGCAAGGAUGCUGAAAAACAGGCUUCGACUUCAGAAGGAACUGAGAAAAAGAGGAGAAGAAGAAAGAAAACGGACGUAAAAGAUGUGAAAGAACCCAAGAAAUGGGUGAAAAAGCCUAAAGGUCUCCUCAAUGACGACGAUGAUGCAGCCAAACCAAAGCGUAGAAGGAAAAGGAAACAGGAUGGAGAGAGUCAGGCGACACCAUCCAAGGCGAAGAAGAGGCGGUCCUCGCCAUGUCCUGAUCCUGAGGGUUCUGGGAGUGAAGGACGUCCUGAUUCUCCGAGCGACAGUUUAGACGGGACAAAGAAGGGCGAACGGAAGAAAGAGUUUGUCUGUCAGGGGUGUGAACAGGCUGGUGAGGACCUGGUGCCCUGUGAAGGACAAUGUUGUGGGAUGUUUCACCUCCACUGUCUGGGUUUGUCCUUCAAACCUGAUGACAAGCUGCUGUGCCAGGCAUGCAGCACAGGAGUUCACUCAUGUUUCAACUGCAAGCAGUCGGACGGUAAAGUCCGCCGCUGCCACGUCCCGCACUGCGGCAAGUUUUACCACGAGGCCUGCGUCCGUCUGAACCCCCUCACCGUGUUCGACAACAGGGGCUUCCGCUGCCCGCUUCACGCCUGCCUGAGCUGCCACUACGGCUGCCGCACCAAGCAGAAGUCGACCAAGGGGAGGUUGAUGCGUUGCCUGCGCUGCCCGGUGGCGUAUCACAUCGGCGACCAGUGCGUGGCUGCGGGAAGCGAGAUGAUCACCAACACCGCCAUCAUCUGCACCAACCACUUCAACGCCAAGAAGGGCUACAGCCACCACAGUCACGUCAACGUCAGCUGGUGCUUCGUCUGCUCCAAAGGAGGGCAGCUGCUGUGCUGCGAGUCCUGUCCUGCAGCUUUUCACCCCGACUGCCUGAACAUCGCGAUGCCCGAUGGGAGCUGGUUCUGCAACGACUGCCGGGCCGGGAAGAAGCCCAAGUACAGGGACAUCAUCUGGGUCAAACUGGGAACAUACAGAUGGUGGCCGGCAGAAAUCCACCACCCGAGAAGCAUCCCCACCAACAUCCAGCACCUUAAACACGAGAUUGGAGAGUUCCCGGUCUUCUUCUUCGGCUCCAAGGAUUAUUUCUGGACUCACCAGGGCCGAGUGUUUCCCUACAUGGAGGGCGACCGGGGCAGCAAACAUCAGAGGACCGGCAUCGGCAAAGUCUUCAAAAACGCUCUGCUGGAGGCUGAAGCUCGAUUCAAGGAGAUGAAGUUGAAACGAGAGGCCAAGGAAGCACAAGAGAACAGUCGAAAACCGCCCCCGUAUAAGUUCAUCAAGGUCAACAAACCCUUCGGCAAGGUUCAGGUCUACACCGCAGACAUUUCCGAGAUCCCCAAGUGUAACUGCAAGCCGACGGACGAGCGGCCGUGCGGGUUCGAGUCCGAGUGUCUGAACCGAAUGCUGCAGUACGAGUGUCACCCUCAGGUGUGUCCGAGUGGAGAGCGCUGCUGCAACCAGGACUUCACCAAACGCCUCUACCCGGAAACCCAGAUCAUCAAGACGCCAGGAAAAGGCUGGGGGCUGAUCUCCCUGAGGGACAUCAAGAAGGGAGAAUUUGUGAACGAGUACAUCGGAGAGCUGAUCGACGAGGAGGAGUGCAGGGCGAGAAUCAAGUACGCCCAUGAAAACAACAUCACGGACUUCUACAUGCUCACUAUCGACAAGGACCGAAUCAUCGACGCCGGUCCGAAAGGAAACUAUUCUCGCUUCAUGAACCACAGCUGUCAGCCCAACUGUGAGACUCAGAAGUGGACGGUGAACGGAGACACGAGGGUCGGUCUGUUCGCCGUCUGUGACAUCCCAUCAGGUACCGAGUUGACCUUUAACUACAACCUGGACUGCCUCGGCAACGAGAAAACCGUCUGUCGCUGCGGAGCUCCGAACUGCAGCGGGUUUCUGGGUGAUCGACCGAAGAACUCAAACGGUCAAACCGCCGAUCCGAAAGGAAAGAGGUUGAAGAGAAAGUACAAGAAGAGGAAAAGCGAGGGGAAGAAGAAGUCUGAGGACGAGUGUUUCCGCUGCAGAGACGGAGGGCAGCUGGUGCUCUGUGAUAAGAAAACCUGCACCAAAGCUUAUCACCUGUCCUGUCUCAACCUCACCAAGAGACCCUUCGGCCGCUGGGAUUGCCCCUGGCAUCACUGUGACGUCUGCGGGAAAAACUCGGAGGCUUUCUGCCAGCUCUGCCCCAACUCCUUCUGCAAGGCCCACCAGGAGGGGGCGCUGCGUCCGUGGCCGCCCACAGGUCAGCUGUGCUGCACGGAGCACGACGAGCUGGACGGAGUCGACAGCGUUGGCCAAGACGUCUCCUCGGAGACCAACGCCGCCGCCGCUACCGCCGGUCAUCCCUCUAAGGGCUCCAGGAAGAUGGACGGAGCCGAAGCCAAAACUAAAGGCUCCAAGAGGAAAGCAGCCGAGGCCUGAAGGGAGCUUUCAGAGCAGAUAAAGACCAAACCAAGACUCUCACACCUCCUCCUUCAUCUUCUUCUUCACCAUCGGACAUCAUCAUCUUUUCAGAAUCACAGGAACCACGGCACUGUACAUCUUCAUCAUCAGGGAAAGCCGCUGAUCUCUCACGGGCAUCAAACGAGCUGCUCGGUUUUUAUUUUAACACUUUCAGGUUUAUUUUUUUUGUCUGCACUGAGGCGAAACCAUCUGUGGUAAAGCACAAAUCAGCAGCGCAGGAAAUGAACUUCAGCUACUGGAUUCACGCCUUUCUUCCACCAACCAAACUGCCUUUUUGGCUUUUUACGUCGUCGUUGUUUUUGUUUAACAGAAUAACAAAAGAAAACGGAUCCAGCCUGGAGUAAAACUUGCCAUCUGCUAACUUGAAUCUCAGCCCCCCGCUUCACUCAACACCGAUUAUCUUGAACAGCAGAGUUUUAUGGCUGUAUCUAUAUAUGUGUAUAUCAAAGACCAAAAUUAUGAUUACUGGAAUAGACGUCAGACAGGCUGCCAAAUGGAUGGUUUUUAUUUUUAUAUAUAGUAUAUAUAUGCCAGAUUUAAUAUCAAAACAAGACACUAUGGAUCGGCUUCAGAUCACGUCUUUGCUUUGUUUUCGUAGCAGUAGUUCAUUUAACUGUAGAGAUAUUUGCUGUUGUACAACCUGUUGUUUUGUUUUAGCUCAGUUUUACUCUUUAGAUAUGAGUUGUUUGGGUUUUUUUUUUUUUUAAAGAUGCUCAACGGCGACACUGCGACUCGUGUCCAGGAUCAGAACGAGGGUACUCUUACAACACUACUGGGAGCUUCACAGGUCUUCAGGGCUCUCCGUUUAAAAAAAAAAUGAAGGAAUGAGUGCGAUUCCUGUGAGCCGAGUCCUUUUGGUGCUUUUCAAUCCUCCCGCGGUGCUGUCUGGAACCUGAACGUUGGACUUUUUGUUGAUGAUUAUUUUUAAAUCCUCAGGAGGUUUUAAAGUCUGAUUGUCGUCGAAUACUUUAACACUGGCUAGCAGCUCAGAACCCAAAGUUUGGGAGAUUUAUCCGUGUUGAAGGAUUAUGGAGCGAAGUGUGGAACUCGGCUCUGUGCUGUCAGACUUUUAGUCAACUUCUGUCAAAGCCUCAGUUCUGGAACCAGCUUUUUUUUUCUUUAUGUUUUUGUCUGAAAUACCAGUGCAACCUAAAAUCCAUCACCUCCAGUCAGUCUCCAUGUGAGCUUCCAGCAGGGAUUUAUGACUACAAACAUGGCUGACCACAUCUCUGUACGCCUCUAAUACGACUCAAACUGGCAUCCAAGUCUUCGUAAAAGCCCCUAAACCUAAAGAUUCAUGCAUGUAAGAGCUGAAAAUAGUAAUUUAGUCAAGAAAUCUGCAGCUGUUGGGAAGUAAAAAAGGGCCAGACAACAUUUAUCAGAUGUUAAAGUGAAAAUCUUUGGCUUAGAGAAAGUAAAAACUAACAGAAACCCAAAUGGAUAUUGUGCUAAAUUAUCAGAGAAGACCUGAGCUGAUGACUUUACAUGUAAAAAGUUCAACUCUCAUGUAGUUCAGGCUCGUCACUUACAAAAAUCUGCGUUGUUUACGUGCAAAAAUAAGAUAUUUGUCCAUUUUUAUGGUUUUUGCAUCAAAAAAAUCCUGAUUUGUCUGAGUUCUGGCUGAAUUUAAAGUGUCACAGGGUCACGACAUCAUGUUUUGUUAUCGUCUGUGAAGCCAUAAUCUGGUUAUUAUCCAUCAUCACUGGUUACAUGUCAGUGAAUCAAGGAUUUUAUGUCUUUUCUGAUUGUUUACUUUGAGUUUUUGAGCUCUGAAUAAGUAGUUUUGUGCGUUAUUUUACUAGAAAAGGCUGCAGUGAGAGAAAAAUACCAAAACAAAUCAGUUUUUAUUCACCUUCUGCUGCAUAAAUUAUCCUCAGGUUAAUUCCAUCAUCUUUCCCAACAACAGUUGUGCCCAUUUUUCAGAUUUUUGCAUCAAAAAUUCUCAGAAAAUUCUGAUUUGCGCAAGUUCUGGCUGAAUUUAAAGUGUCGCUGGUUCACAAAAUCACGUUUUGUGACGCCAAAAUCUGGUUAUUAUCCAACAUCAGUGGUUGCAUGUUAGUAGAUCAAGGAUUUUAUCCUUUCUCUGAUUAUUUUGAGUUUUCAGCUCUAAACAAGUAAUUUUUUGCAUUAUUUUACUAGAAAAGGCUACAGUGAGAGAAAAACCCCAAAACAAAUUCAGUUUUUAUUCACCUUCCGCUACAUAAAUCGUCCCAUCAUCUUUCCCAACCGCUGUUUUAUCGAUUUUUAUAGAUUCUACAUCAAAAACCCAAGUCAAAUCCUGAUUUUGUGCAAAUUCUGGCUAAAGUUUGUGUCAUCGGUUCACAAAGUCACGUUUUCUUACUGUCUGUGAAGCCAAAAUCUGCUUGUUAAUGAGGAUUUUAUUCUUUCUCUGAUUGUUUAUUCGAAGUUUUCAUCUCUAAAUAAGUAACAGUGCAUUUUUUUUUAACUAGAAAAGUCUACAGUGAGAGAAAAAUCCCAUAAUAAGUCUUUUUUCCACAUUCUGCUGCAUAAAUCAUCCUCAGGUGUCUUACCCAACAGUUUUCCAGUUGUUAAAACCACAAUCCUACAUACAUGCCAUCAGUGUGUCUGUUUGACAGUCUGAGAGUACAGAGCUGAGACGUAAAGGAGCUAUAAAACCACUGUUUCUGCUGAAAAUAUUCACAUUACUGGAGGCAAACGGGCACAAUCAGGCUUGUUUUUCUGAUCAUUUCCAGUUUAAAGAUGCUACUUUUUCCCUAAACGGUGAUUAUUCCUCAUUUAAAACAUCUUUGUCGUGUUUAAACGUCGCUGCUGCUCUCCUGUUUCCAGCAAACGGGAUACUUUGUACAUCCACUUCAUCCUCUUUCGCUUCAUGUCGGAGGUUUUCGAGGCUGAUUUCACGUUUAAUGUCAGUUUGACCGGAGAAUCUCCCGACAGGCGGCUAGUUUCAGCCAUUUUACCUUCAACCCACUGUUGUCUUUCUCUUAAACUCCCCUAGAAACUCACCUUUGACUUGUAGAGACGCAUCAGGAGGCCGUUUUUUGUUUUAUUUUUGAACAUAACUGCACCUUUUCUCGUUUGUUUUUCCACCCCGGGGGCGUGUGAACGGGUGCAGCGAGUCUCGUACGGCUAUUUUAUGUAACGAUCUUCAUCCUAACCUUGAUUUCUGUUGAGUGAAUGUAGUCCAGCCAGUUGUUUUUUGUGUUUUUUUUUAUUUUUUAUUAAGCACUGUAAUUCCCUGUAGAGCUGAAGUGUAACGGCGCGUAGAGGUUUCACUCUGUAACUACUGUCCUAGCAACCCAGAGACUAAUAUGUACAUAAUGUAUAAGUGAGUAAUAGUGAUGCAUCUAUUGUAAAUAUCAUACAAUUUCUCCACGUUGUAUGUUUUUGGUUUAUUUUUUUUCCUGAUGCAGUGCUGAAACACUUUUGUGCAGGAUCUCACGUCAGUUGAAUCGUGCAAUAAAAAAAAAGUGGUCGAACGUUCA